Molecule: messenger RNA, 1176 nt
Organism: Salarias fasciatus (jewelled blenny)
Lineage: Eukaryota; Metazoa; Chordata; Actinopteri; Blenniiformes; Blenniidae
Product: homeodomain-interacting protein kinase 1-like
Exons: 11
Coding region: 1-1176 (391 amino acids)
Biological process (GO): positive regulation of transcription by RNA polymerase II; peptidyl-serine phosphorylation; intrinsic apoptotic signaling pathway in response to DNA damage by p53 class mediator
Cellular component (GO): cytoplasm; PML body; nucleus
Molecular function (GO): transcription coactivator activity; ATP binding; protein tyrosine kinase activity
Source: RefSeq, a predicted model, not a curated record
AUGAAGAGAGGUCCAGGCCUACAUCUGAAAGGAGAGCUUCUCUUCGGCCCGAACUCCUCCAUGUACGCAGUGGUGGACGUGAUCGGCGAGGGCAGCUUUGGCAAAGUGUCCAAAUGCCUGAGGCUUGAAGACAAGCGGGUCGUGGCGGUCAAAGUGCUCAAACGGGCCAAUGAGGAUACCAAGAAGGAGCUGCGUGCCUUAAAGGCCGUCUCUGUUCUGGAUCCCGACCGGGCCAACAUCAUCCGGUUCUUUGAGCACUUUGAGGAUAUGGGGCGCACAUGUCUGGCCUUCGAGAUGCUGGACAUGGACCUGCACAGCCUCUUGGAGAGACGGCAGUGUGUUCCGCUGUCAUCUCACGAAAUCCGCCCGAUCGCGAAACAGCUUCUGGUGGCUCUGGACGCCCUGAAAGGUCUGAGGGUCCUGCACACCGACAUCAAGCUAGAUAACAUCAUGCUGGUGGACGCAGUGAACCAGCCUUUCAGGGUCAAGCUCAUCGACUUCGGGCUGGCUGUACCAACAUCUGCAGUCCGGCCCGGAGCUGUUCUCCAGCCCAGAGGGUACAGAGCCCCAGAGGUCUACCUCGGCCUGCCCGUCACCGAGGCCAUCGACAUGUGGGGGCUGGGCUGUGUGCUGGUGGCCCUGUACCUGGCGGAACACCUGUUUCCCAUCACCUGUGACUACCUGAUGACUGAGAGAGAGUUCAUGGAGGUGACUCACGUCAUUCCUAGACGUUGGCCUGGCUUCUUCAACGUCCUGGACUGCUUGGAGGAUCUGAUUGAUAUCCAACCAAACCAAGAGGCUGCUGAGCUGAGGGACAGCAGGGCCUUUUUUGACCUCCUCAAAGGGAUGCUCCAGGUGGACAGGGAGCUCAGAGUCACCCCGGCUGAGGCUCUGCAGCACCCCUACAUCACCAUGAGCCACCUGAGCGGGGAUCCCAGCAGCACCCAGUACCUGAUCACCUGCCAGAGAGCAAUGGCCGUCUGUCCAGCGGAGGACACGCUGGACGGAGAGACAACAGCUGAGGUUCCUGAGCCGGCCCUCUGGCUCAUCCGGCCGCCGUCACCGCCGCCCCAACAUCUGGCGGAGGACGACGACGCACAGGCUGAGGAGCAGGUGGGACCGGCGCUGCAGCAGCCGUCCAGAAGUCUGUACUUCAGAAUGUGUGUGGUGCGCUGA